UUAAAACGCAUUGAACGACGCGUUAACCACGUUAACGCAUUGGGUUUUUUUCAGGACAACGCAGCAAUGUUUUGUAGCCGGACAGAGAGUGCACUGAACUGAAGUCACAAGAUCGUGAUUCCGGAUAGAGAGCUGACCUGCUAAACACUAUUUUAGCAUGUAGGAUGCAAUUGAAAACCUCAUGUUAUGAUAUUUACAACUCCUCGUAACCAUAUUUGUUGACAUCAACACAGAUUUUGAGAUAAAAAGUCUAUAAAUAAAGCUGAAACCAUGCCGACAUCAGAAAUUGCCAAGUCACAAGAAUACCAGAGUUUUCGAGCUUCUGUAUCUCAGCACAAGGUGCAAGUUGAUGAUGGAUCCAAUAAAGAGUGGACCCUGUAUGAUGCCGGCCCACGUUGUGUUCGAUGUCCACUUGUUUGUUUCCCUCCAGCAAGUGGAACUGCAGACAUAUUCUUCAAACAAAUUCUUGGAUUAACGGCAAGAGGGUACCGUGUCAUAUCGAUGGAAUAUCCUGUGUUAUGGUCUCUGGAAGACUUCUGUGAAAGUUUUCGGAAGUUGCUUGACCAUUUGAAAUUAGACCGGGGUGGUUUUCUGGCCCAAAAGUUUGCAGAAUAUACGUACAAGAGUCCGCGUGUUCAGUCUAUUAUUCUAUGCAAUUCAUUUGUUGAUACAGACUGUUUCCAGCAAUCUCAGUCAUCUACAACAUACUGGGUUCUUCCAGGUUUUCUUCUGAAAAAGAUGGUGAUGGGUAACUUUGCUUCUGCAAGGUUGCUUGAUUAUGAGAUAGCCAACUCUGUUGAUUUCAUGGUUGAAAGACUUGACAGCCUUGGUCAGUCUGAGUUGGCUUCACGAUUAACCAUUAACUGUGCAAGUUCAUAUGUUGAACCACAGAAACUUAAAGAUAUGCAUGUCACUUUGAUUGAUGUGUUUGAUAACAGCGCAAUCUCCCAAAGUGUGAAAGAUGAAAUGUACAAAUGCUACCCUGAUGCAAAGAGGGCUCACCUCAAAUCAGGAGGAAACUUCCCAUACCUGAGCAGGAGUGACGAGGUGAACCUACACAUUCAGAUUCAUUUAAGAGUCUUCUUAGAUACUCGAUAUAAUGCCUGCGAUCCAAAUGUUAGUGAGGAGAAUGGUACAGAUAAUGGAGCCUCGACAAGCGAUUCCUCCGAACAUCCAACGCUCUUUGCUUCAAAAUAAAGUGCGUCACAAGGACAGAUGUGUUGGCAGAGCAGGUGGGUUGGGGGCUGGUGAGUUGGGAGGACAGGUAACUGAGGAAGAGCAAGUGAGUUGGUUGAAGAGAUUCAAGAUUUCAAGAUUCUUAAUUGGUCUACAUACCAUAUAUAUAAUAGGGUCAUUAUCCGCUUCAUAAGUAUAUUACAGUCAGAUAAGAAUAACAAUGAGAUAUAUAUCUGCAUAGAUAAAUAUAAAUAUAUAUGUCAUCUUAUUAAAUGAUUAAAGAUCGGUAUGAAGAACAUGCCAGUUGGGAGAACAUGUAAGAACAAAUUUGAGUUGGUUUACAGUAGAGUUUAUAUGAAAACAACUGAGACAUUGUAACAUUUCUCAUUACAUAGUACCUGGUUUAAUUGUGGGACAUAAAUUUGUAAGUUUUGCUUAAACAUUCCAUGGUUUAUUCUUUAAUACUUUUAUAUGAAUCUCAGUUCACUUUUAACAGAAUCAGAAUUGGGAAGUAUGUAAGUAUAUUUAUAUCUAAUGACUUGUAGUUAAAUAAAUGAUUUUGUGACAAGUCAUUAACAAUAUCAAAAGUGCAUUUUGUUGUUUCAACCGUUGUAUUGAUUGUUUUGGCUUAUUCUAUUUUUUAUUUAUUUUUUAAAAUUGGAUACCUGGUGCCCAGUGUGCUGGAGAGUGAGUCGUUGGGAUUCAGGAUGUUUUAGUCAUGAGCAAAACAUUUUUGACAGGAUUUCAUUUUCAACCUAAAAUCUGGGGGAUUUGAAAGAUGUCUUACCCACCAAACUAGAGCAACAUCUUUAUAUAUAAUUAACUUUAAAAUUAAAUAAUAAUAAUUACUUUUUUAUAAUUAAUAUCAUGUUUUACUCAAAAAUAUGACAAAUAAAAUCGUUCUAUGUAAUAUACUACAACAAUAUUAACUGUGUAAGCUUAAUUUGUUUUUCUCUUAUAAAUUACAAAUACUUUAUUGAUUUCAUAUUAUUUUCAAUUUAUAUUUAGAUUACUAUUAUUCAGAUAAGUUAGAUUGAUGAUACAGUAACUUGCAUUAUUUUUUCACCUUUAUUUCUUUUGAGGUUUUUAGAUUUGUAAGAUUUUAAAAGUAGGUUAAAGGGAGAGAACACGUUGAGGUCUCAGGUAAUGAUUUCCCUUCAGGUGACCCCUCCAUACCCACAUGUAAUUGCAGUUUGAUCAAUGGGAGUGGACGUCCCCUUCCCCUGCAAUCUCCUUUUUAGAGUCAAAAAGUAAAAUAAUAGGGUCAUUAACACAUUCUGAAAGGUGAUUGUUGGUAAUUGUGACAGGUGUAAUUGUUCAAGGUGUUUACAUUAUUUACAGGCACAAAAUGAUAAAUGUGGUUUACUUAUAUACUGUAUAUAUGUGAGGUGGUUGGUUUUACCACUAUAAAAUUCUUAUUCUCUUGUGUCAAUAUUAGGCCUACCAAUGAAUAAAUUUGAAUGUUAUGUGGUAUAGUGAAUGGUGGACAAAACCUGGGGUGUUAAUCAUCAAAUGUUUUAAUGGGGCUUGUACACAUAAUAAUCUUCAUUAUCAUCUACAUUAACUCAGUAAUGAUAGUAUAAUAAUAAGUUUAUUUUCUUUGCAUUAGAAAUGAUAUAUAAAUGUAAUACAGCACCAAAGAUGGAUGCGAGCUUGUCUAUUUACAGUCUGUAAUUUUGUAAAUUCCAAACAUUGCGAUUAUUGUAGGUAUAUUGUUUAAAUAGACUUAAGAGAGGGAAAAAAAGUACAUCUACUAUGAAAAUGAUCAUGCCUAGUUCGAAUGCAAAAAAUACAAUAUUUGUUAUUAUUUUCGUAAGAAAUAAAAUACUUUUUACCAAAAUA
Messenger RNA from Anneissia japonica, 3018 nucleotides. Its product is annotated as maspardin-like. The record is from RefSeq and is a predicted model, not a curated record. NCBI's taxonomy places the organism in Eukaryota, Metazoa, Echinodermata, Crinoidea, Comatulida, Comatulidae.